AUGAGCGGCGCUGAUAAUUGGAGGAGAGAUCGGAGGGACACUCGGAUUUCAAAGACGCAGAAGCUGAUUCUGAACGCAGGGGAGCAGCUCGAGUCGAAACUCGGCUACGAUCUCUUCAAUGAAGGAGAUAAACGCCUUGGGUGGCUACUCACUUUAGCUUCUUCAUCUUGGGAGGAUCAGGAGACGCGUAAAACGUACGGCUGUGUUGAUCUUUAUUUCGUAUGUCAGGAUGGUUCGACAUUUAAGACCAAAUAUAAGUUCCGGCCAUAUUUUUAUGCAGCCACCAAGGAUAAAAUGGAAAUGGACGUUGAGGCUUAUCUGAGAAGGCGAUAUGAAGGACAAAUUGCGGACAUUGAAAUUGUUGAAAAAGAGGAUCUUGAUCUUAAAAAUCACCUAUGCGGCUUGCGUAAGUCUUAUUUGAAGAUAUCUUUUGAUACCGUUCAACAAUUGAUGCACGUGAAGAAUGAUCUGAUUCAUAUUGUUGAAAGAAAUCUAGCGAAGUUUGACGCUGAAGAAGCAUAUGAGUCCAUAUUGACUGAAAAAAGAAAACAACGACCUCAAGACUUUCUAGACUGUAUUAAUGAUCUUCGUGAGUAUGAUGUACCUUACCAUGUUCGCUUUGCCAUUGACAAUGAUGUAAGAUGUGGGCAGUGGUAUGAUGUCAGUGUAUCCAGUGCUGGGGUUACACUAGAAAGAAGAGCAGAUCUGUUGCAACGAGCAGAAGUUCAUGUUUGUGCCUUUGAUAUUGAGACCACAAAGCUUCCUUUAAAAUUUCCAGAUGCUGAAUAUGAUUCAGUAAUGAUGAUAUCAUACAUGGUUGAUGGUCAAGGAUACCUCAUCAUUAAUAGAGAGUGCGUCGGCGAAGACAUAGAGGAUUUAGAGUACACUCCAAAACCAGAAUUUGAAGGGUGUUUUAAAGUUACAAAUGUGAAAAAUGAGGAAGAGCUUCUUAGAUUGUGGUUUUCCCAUAUGCAAGAGGUAAAGCCUGGUAUCUAUGUCACAUACAACGGUGACUUUUUCGACUGGCCAUUCCUAGAGAACAGAGCAGCUCAUCAUGGUCUCAGAAUGAACGAUGAACUUGGAUUUCAAUGCGACAAGAAUCAAGGAGAAUGUCGUGCCAAAUUUGCUUGCCAUUUGGAUUGUUUUGCAUGGGUCAAACGUGAUAGUUAUCUCCCUCAAGGCAGUCAAGGCUUAAAGGCUGUUACAAAGGCGAAGUUGGGUUAUGAUCCACUGGAGGUCAAUCCUGAGGAUAUGGUUCGUUUUGCAAUGGAAAGGCCCCAGAUGAUGGCAUCCUAUUCUGUUUCGGAUGCUGUCGCAACUUAUUACUUGUAUAUGACUUAUGUACACCCCUUCAUUUUCUCGCUUGCUACCAUAAUUCCGAUGCCACCAGAUGAGGUUUUACGAAAGGGAAGUGGGACUCUCUGUGAAAUGCUUCUUAUGGUCCAGGCGUAUAAAGCAAAUGUUAUCUGUCCUAACAAGCACCAAUCUGAUCCAGAGAAGUUCUACAACAGUCAACUCCUCGAGAGUGAGACAUACAUUGGUGGUCAUGUGGAAUGUCUCGAAAGUGGUGUUUUUAGAUCUGAUCUUCCAACUAGUUUUAAACUUGAUCCAUCCGCUUAUGGGCAACUGAUCAAAAACCUUGACCGGGACCUGCAAUAUGCUGUUAGAGUAGAGGGAAAGUUGAACUUGGAAUCAGUUUUAAAUUAUGACGAAGUGAAGAAUGCUAUCAUGGAAAAGCUUAUGAGGUUGAAAGGUGAACCUAUACGUGAAGAAUUCCCUCUCAUAUACCAUCUUGAUGUUGCUGCAAUGUAUCCAAACAUCAUAUUGACAAACAGGCUACAGCCACCAUCGAUAGUUACAGAUGAAGUAUGUACUGCAUGUGACUUCAAUCGUCCAGGAAAAAAUUGCCUAAGGAAGCUUGAAUGGGUUUGGCGUGGAGAGACAUACAUGGCAAAGAGAAGUGAUUACCAUCAUCUAAAGAGGCAACUUGAGUCUGAGCUUGUCGAUAGCGUAACUGGGCAACUUGCGAAAUCUUUCCUUGACCUACCUAAAGCAGAACAACAGAUGAAGCUCAAAGAGCGUCUAAAGAAAUAUUGCCAAAAGGCAUAUAAAAGAGUACUUAACAAACCAGUUACUGAACUUCGAGAGGCAGGGAUCUGUAUGCGUGAAAACUCAUUCUAUAUUGAUACUGUUCGCAGUUUUCGAGAUAGAAGGUACGAAUACAAAGGGCUCAACAAAGUUUGGAAGGGAAAGUUGUCUGAAGCAAAGUCUAGUGGAAAUUCUAUCAAAAUCCAGGAAGCUCAAGACAUGGUGGUGCUCUAUGAUUCAUUGCAACUAGCACACAAGUGUAUUCUCAACUCCUUCUAUGGAUAUGUCAUGCGCAAGGGUGCAAGAUGGUACUCAAUGGAAAUGGCAGGAGUUGUUACGUACACUGGAGCAAAAAUUAUCCAGAACGCUCGCUUAUUGGUUGAAAGAAUUGGAAGGCCACUUGAAUUAGACACCGAUGGUAUCUGGUGCGCCCUACCGGGGUCAUUCCCAGAGAACUUCACUUUCAAGACGAAAGACCCAAAGAAGAAGUUGACGAUAUCAUAUCCUUGUGUUAUGCUUAAUGUAGAUGUGGCUAUAAACAAUACUAAUGAUCAGUACCAGACGCUAAAAGAUCCGGUCAAUAUGACCUAUGCGACACAUAGUGAAUGCUCAAUUGAAUUCGAGGUGGAUGGACCCUAUAAGGCUAUGAUUCUUCCUGCUUCCAAGGAGGAAGGAAUCCUGAUUAAGAAGCGUUAUGCAGUUUUUAAUGAUGAUGGUACCCUAGCAGAGCUGAAGGGUUUUGAGAUCAAGCGUAGAGGUGAGCUAAAGCUCAUCAAAGUUUUCCAGGCUGAGCUAUUUGAUAAGUUUCUGCAUGGGUCAACUUUAGAAGAAUGCUAUUCUGCCGUUGCUUCUGUUGCAAACCGUUGGCUUGAUCUUCUUGAUAAUCAAGGGAAAGAUGUAGCGGAUAGUGAGUUGCUUGAUUUCAUAUCUGAAUCAAGCACAAUGAGCAAGUCCUUAGCAGACUAUGGUGAACAAAAGUCAUGUGCAGUGACCACAGCAAAGCGUCUUGCUGAUUUCCUCGGGGAUGCAAUGGUAAAAGACAAAGGAUUGCACUGCCAGUAUGUAGUUGCAUGUGAACCCAAGGGAACCCCAGUAAGUGAGCGCGCUGUUCCGGUUGCCAUUUUUGAAACCAAUGCCGAAAUUAUGAAGUUCUAUGUGAAAAAGUGGUGUAAAAUUUCAUCAGACAUUGGGAUCCGCUCCAUUAUUGAUUGGUCAUACUACAAACAACGGCUUAGUUCAGCAAUUCAGAAAAUUAUAACUAUUCCUGCUGCAAUGCAAAAGGUUGCAAAUCCCGUUCCAAGGGUUGUUCAUCCCGAUUGGUUGCAUAAAAGGGUUCGUGAAAAGGAGGACAAAUUUCGCCAGCGAAAAUUGGUUGAUAUCUUCAGUGUGGAGAAAAGAGAUGAUGCAUUGAGUGCCAAAAAUGAUCUCAAUGCCAGUAAUCACUUAAUAGAUGAGCAUAAUGUCAAAGACUUGGAAGACUUCAGGAGCAAUGGAAAAACUUCUCUUGUUAGGCCUCGACCUAUUGUUCAUGCCUAUGGAAUCAACAAUGAAAACAGUGGAAGCAAAACAAGUUUUCAAGUAGAAUGUCCAGAACAAAUUGAUUUUGGUGGAAAUGGAUGUAUGGCCUCAAAGCACCCACUACAAAAUGUUUUCAUCAAAGAGAAUAUUGACAGGAAUGUCGAUUAUCAAGGAUGGCUUGAAUUAAGGAAGAGAAAGUGGAAAGAGACUCGAGAGAAAAGGAAGCGUCAAAGGUUGGACAACUCAAGCACGUUUAAUCUGAUGAAUGGUGUUGCUGACAAGCGUAGUAGCAUUGUCAAUCACAAACAGCCUCAAGGAAAAACUGGGGUCAAUUCCUAUUUUGAGAGGCAUGAUUUAGCACUUAUGCGCUCCCACUGGCAGAUUAUCCAGCUUGUACCCAGUUCACAGCAUGGCCAUUAUUUUGCUUGGGCAGUUAUUAAUGGAAACAUGUGUAAAAUUCCCAUACUUGUCCCCAGAGUAUUUUACCUCAAUUCUAAAGCUCCUGUAACGGAAGAAUUUCCUGGAAGGCGUGUCAAUAAGAUUCUUCCCCAUGGACGUCAUAGCUACAAUCUGAUUGAGGUUAUAAUUGAUGAAGACCAAUUUAAGGCCGAAAGCAAGAAAUUAGCAGCUCACCUUGCAGAUCCUGAAGUUGAGGGAAUAUAUGAAACGAAAAUUCCACUGGAUUUUAAUGCUAUCCUCCAGAUUGGUUGUGUCUGUAAAGUUGAUAAGUCGGCGAAGAAACGAAAUGUCCAAGAUGGCUGGAGUCUGAGUGAACUGCAUAUGAAGACGACAACAGAAUGCCCAUAUCUGGAACACUCACUUUCCUAUUUCUACUUGUAUCAAAGCAUCUCUGAUGGACGAGCCAUGUACAUUGGAUAUUUUCCUGCAUCUAGCCAAAUAUUUGUUGUGGUUGUUAGUCCUUUCCAAAAUAAGGAAUUAUCACCUCAAAUACUUGAAAGACAAUUCCGUGAUGCUUGCCAAGCAAUAUCCAUUCAACCCCCAAGAGAAGGAAUUAAUUUCAAAGUCGAUUACGUUGGUCAUGUCAAGGAUGCUCAAAGGAACUUACAGAGGACAAUAAUUGAAUUCAGACAAUGGCAUCAUGGACCUGUGAUUGCUGUUAUUGAGUCCCCUAAUGUCCUGCUGAUGAAGUCUGGCAUACGAGUAUUAGAAGAUUUUCCUUGUGUUACCAUCCCUCCUAAUGCUCGUGAUAGCCAAUAUCAGGCUAUUGGUUGGCAAGUAAUGGCAGCAAGAAUUGGAAUUCAACGAUGUGCUGUGUCCUCUCAAUGGCUGAAUGAGAGAAUUACACUUUCACGAUAUGCCCAUGUUCCAUUGGGAAAUUUUGAGGCCGAUUGGCUAAUACAGACAGCAGAUAUCUUCUUCUCCAGAGCAUUGCACGAUCAGCAACAGGUUCUUUGGAUAUCUGAUAAUGGCAUUCCAGACUUGGGAGGCAUAAAUGAAGAAGUGCCUUGUUCUAUUGAUGAGGUCAAUCAACCAGUUCUUGCUUAUCCUGGUGCAUAUAGAAAAGUUACUGUGGAGCUUAAGAUACAUCACCUGGCUGUCAAUGCUCUUCUGAAAAGUAACCAAGUGAAUGAAAUGGAAGGAGGUUCUUUAUUUGCUACGGACCAGGACAUGAAUCCUGCAGCACCUUUUUCUGAUGAUGGAUAUUGUUAUGACGAGGCAACCUCAUGUGGACCUUCAUUUCGCAUCCUCAAACAGUUGAUCCAAAGAUGCCUUACAGAUGCAGUUACAUCUGGAAAUGUGUUUGCAGAUGCUAUGUUGCAGCAUUUGUACCGAUGGCUCUGCAGCCCAAAAUCUAAACUUCAUGACCCCGCUCUUCAUCGCACGCUUCAUAAGGUUAUGCAAAAGGUGUUUGCACUGCUGAUGUCUGAGUUUCGUAAAUUAGGUGCAUCAAUCGUAUUUGCAAGCUUCAAGAAAGUUAUAAUCAAUACAGGAAAGUCAGAUCUAUCUGCAGCUAAAGCUUAUUGUGAUAGUAUACUCAAAACUAUACAAACUAGAGAAUUGUUUGAGUGGAUUGAGCUUGAGCCCUUGCAGUUUUGGUAUUCCUUGCUUUUUAUGGAUCAGUACAACUAUGGUGGAAUUCAAGCUAGAUUAAAGGACAGAUCAGCAGAAGAAAAUUCAGAAGUAAAUAUUGAAAGCACGCCAGAUGAAUUUCAAGUAGAAAUUGUCUCAAGCUGGAAUAUUGCAGAAAACUUACCUAAAGCAACUCAGGAUCAUUUCAUCUUGAUUGUUUCUGAAUUUAUUUAUGAGCCAUGGAAGUAUGCACAAGAACAAGCUACAAGCCGAGCUCAUACUAUUGGCGACUUGUGCACUCCAUCAAUCACAGCUGCAACUGCAGAAAUUCUUGAAUCACAGAUGAACACUUAUCUGAAGAAAGAGAUUGGAUCUUACUUCUCAGACAAACUUCUUAAAAUUGUAUGUGAUCCAAGUCUUCACAAGAGUGACCAUCCCAUCUCAACUGGACCUUUUAACAAUAUUCAUAAGGGGGAUCCUGCUCUGGAUUUCAUCAAGUAUAUCUGUGCAGUUUUGGCUCUUGACCAAAAUGUUCAGCAUGAAGUUCUGAUCAUGAGAAGGAAUCUUUUAAAAUUGGUCCGCAUAAGGGAAUUUGCUCCGGAGGCCGAAUUUCAAAAUUUAUCAAUGUCCUUAACUUUACCAAAUAUCAUUUGCAGUUACUGCAACGACUGCAGAGAUCUAGAUUUGUGCAGUGACAGGGCCUUAAUUGCUCAGGAAUGGCGUUGUGCUGUGCCUCAGUGUGGGCAACCAUAUGAUCGCGAGGUGAUGGAGAAUGCUCUUCUUCAGAUUAUACGACAGAGAGAACGACUCUUCCAUCUUCAGGAUCUGGUGUGCCUUAAGUGCAAUCAAAUCAAAGCUGCACAUUUAUCUGAACACUGUGCGUGUGCUGGAUCAUUUAGGUGCAAGGAAGAUUCCUCUGAGUUCCGCAACAAAAUGCAAGUUUUCUUGAACGUAGCCGUGGAUCAGAAAUUUCAACUGCUUGAAGAAUGUGAUGGAUCUUCUUCCGAUUGCCAAAUUCCACAGCUGCUCGAGGAGUUCAAAGCACAAAGCAGCACAUUUUUGAGAAAGCCAGGAUAG
Messenger RNA from Fraxinus pennsylvanica, 6714 nucleotides. The record is from the annotation of a GenBank genome assembly. Lineage: Eukaryota; Viridiplantae; Streptophyta; Magnoliopsida; Lamiales; Oleaceae.